AUGAAGGCGCGCUGGCACCCCCUCGAAUUCCUUUCCUCGCCCUUUGAUCCCACUCUUGCAUAUGUUUCAUCGUCUGUCCCUAUUCUUCGCCGUCCAAUCAUUCUCGCCUCAGUUCGUCUUCUGCUCGCACUUUACGCCCUUGUAACCCUCCUGGUAUCUCUCGUAUGGGCGGGCGUGGUUCUUCAUGAUGUCGACGGUUAUUUCUCCUAUUUCACCCAUCUCACCUACAUCGGACUCUGCUCAUAUUUCUUUGCCUCCGGUGUGCAGACGCUUGUGUAUGCACGGAACGGCACGUAUCUCCUCCGGACCUGGCCAUUCUCCAAGACGUUGCAAUUCCUGCACAUAUGGCUCCACUCGACCGUCGUGACGUUCCCGUUCGUGGUCACCAUCACAUUUUGGGUUCUUUUGUCAUCUCCAAGCACGUUUUCUUCCACUUUUGACACUUGGAGCAACAUCUCUGUACACGCCCUCAAUUCUCUGUAUGCUCUUUUCGAGGUCCUUCUCGCCAAUACUCCGCCGCCUCCGCCAAUCUUCCUGCUAGCCAAUAUCGUUCUGUUGGGAGCCUAUCUUGGGGUCGCGUACAUAACCCAUGCAACUCAAGGGUUUUACACGUACGACUUCCUUGAUCCUCAGCAACAAGGAUCUUUUCUUGCGGCGUACAUUGUUGGUAUCGCCGUGGGGUAUAUAGUUGCAUUUGGGGUCGUGUUUGGGAUCAUGGUGAUUAGGCGACGGGUUGCAAGCAAGGUAAAGUACAACAAGGUCGAGGGUGAGAAGGAGAUGAUGGCUCGCCAGGUUCAGGCUGACCGCGAUGUUGAGGGACCACAGGAUGGUAAUCGCUGGUAG
Guyanagaster necrorhizus is the source of this 843-nucleotide messenger RNA. RefSeq lists its product as uncharacterized. The coding region runs from base 1 to 843 and encodes 280 amino acids. The record is from RefSeq and is a predicted model, not a curated record. Gene Ontology annotation, cellular component: membrane. The transcript is spliced from 4 exons. NCBI's taxonomy places the organism in Eukaryota, Fungi, Basidiomycota, Agaricomycetes, Agaricales, Physalacriaceae.